Mesorhabditis belari is the source of this 1263-nucleotide messenger RNA. The record is from the annotation of a GenBank genome assembly. NCBI's taxonomy places the organism in Eukaryota, Metazoa, Nematoda, Chromadorea, Rhabditida, Rhabditidae.
AUGGAAGUGGUGAAGCUUGCAACAAACAUCUUUCCAAUUCGUACCGAUCCAAAUCGUGAGGUCUACCGCUACGACGUGAGUGCUGACUUGGUGACGGGCGUUGAAACAAGAAACAGGAAUGGAGGAGUGAUCUCAAUGAAUCGAGGACCAAAGGAUGAUACGCUGAUGACUCGUCGUUCGGAAGCAGUUCGUGCCGCUCUCAAAGCGGCUUUGGAGGCUUAUCGUAUUCUCAGUGAAACUGGUGUGACAGUCUUCGAUGGAACUACUAUCCUUUUUUCAAACAAAGACCUCGCUAUGGCUCUGAAACCGCAUAAUGGCACUCUCACUCUGCCUGUGGCACAGCUCCAUCCAAACAUCAGGGGAAGUUAUGUCUUCUAUGGGGCAGGGAAGGUGGCGGCCCUUGUAUUGGAUGCGAAGAUUGGAACUUUUUACAAGGCGAACGGACUUGUUGAAACAAUUGCUCAACUGAACAGAUGGGAAGGCGUUCAUCAAGUUCAAUGGGAUCCGGCUGCAAUCAAAAGGACAAACACUUAUUUGCGCGGUCUACAGAAGGCCAGAAAACCCGAUGAUCGUUGGAAUCUGAUCAAAAACCAUCUCGACGAGCUUGAUCUUUCCAGGAACUCUCCAAUUAUGGCUGGAUUUGGCAUCUCUGUUGAUUCAAAGCCUUUCCAAGUUACUGGCUUCCGUCGACCUGCUCCGAAAGUUCAAUCGGGCGAAUCGAGAUCUGUGCCUACAGAUUUAAAGAAAGCUGGCUGGAAACAAGGAAAAGAAACUUACACUGAGGGCGCUGUUGUGGACAAGCUUUACAUUGCAUGGAAUGAAAACCCACAAGUUCUACCACAAAUUCAAGCGUUUGCCGAGCGUUUCAAGAUCGAAACGGACCGCAAAGGAAUAACAAUUCGCUCACUUGAAGUCGAAAAUGCGCCAACAAAUCUUGACGAUGAAGUUCGAACUGGAAAUCUAUUUGCCAAGGCAAAGAAUCAACGCAAAAUCCUCGGUGCAAGAGCUACGAUCAUGAUCAUCUACAUUUCAAACAAGUUCGUUGAUCCUGCUGGCCGAAUUCCAGAAACGAGGUCUCAUGGGCUCCUGAAAUUCUUGGAAGCGAAACAUCAAAUUGUGACGCAACAUCUGGCAACGGAAAAUAUCCUCGGCAAAAAGCAAUACGACAACUCAAUUAAGCCGAUAGAUAAUGCGACUAUGGAGAACAUUCCCAACAAGUUCAAUUUGAAGGCAUUUGGAUUAAAUUAUACGAUUGUGCCGGAA